Messenger RNA from Liolophura sinensis, 8100 nucleotides. RefSeq names its product titin homolog. The record is from RefSeq and is a predicted model, not a curated record. The coding region runs from base 918 to 5639 and encodes 1573 amino acids. Gene Ontology annotation, cellular component: cortical actin cytoskeleton. Gene Ontology annotation, molecular function: actin binding; small GTPase binding; myosin binding. Lineage: Eukaryota; Metazoa; Mollusca; Polyplacophora; Chitonida; Chitonidae. Gene Ontology annotation, biological process: intracellular protein transport. The transcript has 24 exons.
GAUAUAGGACUGUACAUGUCUGGUAUAGGAAGCUGGAUGCUUGACUGACCUGCAGGAUGUGGUCAGGGCUGUGAUUAUUUUAUCUACCUGAAUCACAUAGUGUAGGGACAUGGGCAUAUAUGUUAUACGUCUGAUGGUACGAUUGAUCUGCAGAAAAGAAAUUUGUGUAUUUAUUCCAAAGAGCCCAUUUUAACGAAGUUGUGAUGUUCCACGAGGGACGACAUCGUCUAGGAAUUCUGGGUGUGACCUCAAUGCAUUGACCUCAGCACAUUGACCUUGAACUCUUGACCUCUGCACUUUAACAUAGAUAAACUGACCUCGUUGCUUUGCCCUUGAUCACCUGAUCAACUUGAGAUUUGUCAGUUAGGUUGACAUUACUGCAACUUCCCAUACACUAUACAGUCAUUCAUUUUCAUACGUCACACAUUCAUGUAAGAACUUUUCAUCACCAAGUAAAGGUACAUAUACUUCAUUUUUGGCAAGAGGAAAAAGUGCUUUUAGAUAGCUCUCUUAUCACAAUAAUGUAGAUCUGCUACAGUUCUGAAAUAUUCUCAGACCGUUUUAUUUUAUUAUUAUUUUUUAGUAGUAUUUUAAAUAUUCUACAUAUAUUGUUAUUGCUUUGUAUCUUUUUAUACUUCUUUCAACAUAUAUAAUAAACCAUCCCACCUAUAUAUAUUUUUUGGAAAUUUCAAAUUUUUUUGAAAUUGUUUAAAGGAAAACCUUGUACUGAGCAUCGUGUUAAUUCCUUCUAGGAAAGAGACGUAAGGCAUUAAAAACAUCAAAUCACAAAAUAUUCAUAAGUGUUCAUCAUUAUCAGUUCAACAACAAUUUGAAUCAAGGUCAACGAGGUCACAUCAAUCCAGUCACCUUUUCACCCACUUCCCAACACAAUUUCGACAGUUAUUUCGACAGACAAGAUGGGCCGUAAACUGAAUCUUCAACACCUUUCGGAGGAAGAAUGUGAACAGAUUCUUCAGGUCAUUCAGAAGGAUUUCGAGUUAAGGCAGAAGGAAAAAGAACGCCUUACCAAAGUUGAAGACAGUUUGGAGAGUGAAGUGCAGAAGACUUGCAUCUUAACGCGGCAGGAGAGCUUCAAUGAGCAGUGCUGCAUCCGCUGCUGUCGUACAUUCGGUUACAUCUUCAACCGCAAGCAAUCCUGCGUCUUGUGUCUCCUGAACAUCUGCAAGAACUGCAGCGAGUACAAGGACGCUUUCAAAGGCUACAUUUGCCACAUGUGUUUGCAGUCUGUUGACUAUGAGAAGCAGUCCUGUGAGUGGUUUUACCGCAGUGUACGUCAGAGGUUUAAACGCUUCGGGAGUGCAAAGGUUGUGCGCUCUUUAUACAAACGUAAGAGCGAAAAACUGAAAGGGCAAAAACAGCUAACUGAGGGAGAAAAUGACAGUGGCAUUGAUCCCAUUUUAUCUCAGGCCCUCGAGUCUUCAGAGCUCAACCUCAGUGGUGUCAGUGAGAAGUCCACCUCGCCCAGUUUGCCACUCCCGAAAGCUUUCUCCUCCCCACAGCCUCUGCUCAAGGAAGAGAAUUCUGUCAUCGUUAAAGAUACAUAUAAAACACAGCUCCAGAGGGCUCAGAAACGUGAGGAUGAGGAAACAGAAAAGUUCCGUAAAAAGUUUGAGAACGCCCUUACAGAAUUGUACAGAUCCUUGGACAACCAGACGCCAUCACAGAUCGAUUACCAUGGCAACAAAUAUGGAGACUUUGUGACCAAUUACAGAAAUCGUUUCCGUGAUCUUCUGAGUAAUUUAUCGGAUAGUCUACAAAAAAUCCACAAUCAUGCAGAUGGGAAUACAGGCCAAUCAAAGUCUUCUAGUCGAAUUCGACAAACCUUAUCAAAAGUUGUGGAAAAUGCUGUCGGUGACACAGUGGAUUGGCAGGGCUCCGAUGAAGCAGUGUCGGAUCUGUCAACGUCGACAGAGGAUGGGAAUGACAUCGACACGUCGUAUCAAGACCAGCUGGCCCAGGUCCUCAUUACAAAGGUGGUCGACCGUCAUCGCAAGGUUGCUGAGGAGAAAGAGAAACUGCGUCAAAAGGAACGUGAAAAAGAGAAGAAGAGAGAGGAGCUAGAAAAGGCAAAGCAGCGACGGAAAGAGAUAAAGGCGCAGGAAGAAGCCCUGCAAUUAGAGCAAGAGAAAGAGGCGGAGCGCGCUAAACAGGAGGCGGACAAGAACCGUUUCAACUACGACGCCGAAUUCGAGAAACUCAUCAAAUUCUCACAGGGCUCGUCAUCGCGACCGAAGCUUCAAGCUCGGCAACUUCAGGAAGAAAAAUUAGCACCAGUGGAGGAAGUUCCAGUUGUGAAGGUGACAAAGCCGAAAGAGGAAACGGAAUUGGGUUUGCUCGAUCGUGUUAUGGGUUUGGAAAAGCUUCACGACCCACACCCGAAACUGCCCGACUUUUCUGUGGGUUCGCUGGGAUUUAAUGAAGUGGAUCCUGACCUGAUGUCGCUAAGUCACAGCGAACGCGAAGACAAUGGGUACGAUGACCAAGACUAUUUAUCAGAAUCAACAAAUUCCUUGAACAGGAAGUUGAAUCGUUCCUGGCAGGACAAUUGGAUUUUGGGACAUGAGCGAGGCUCUGGGUUACAUAAACGCGCGACUGUCCAACGCGUGAAAAGCGACUUGUCAGACUCGAUGUACGUACAUGUGCCAGAAAAUGACGUCUCACCCAGAGUUGGAGAAACGGAUGCUGAGGAUUUGUCCGACUUGUCCGAAAACGAGGAUAAGGACUCUCCCAGUGAUGAUGAUGACAAUGCAUUUUAUGCUCAAACUUCAAACGAAAUUGAGCGCGUUUCUAAUCGCAUAAACAGGACUGCCAGCAUUACAGACUCUUUUGUGCAAACAGACGAUUCCGAUUUGGAUGCUUCCAAGUCUUCGCUGCAUUUACACGGGAUGAAAUCAAAACACUCAGUAGACCCUGCCUUGAAACUAAGGCUGUCAGAGUCCUUGGAUACCAGCAUCCAAUCAGACGAUUCGUCUGUGUUGUCGUCCAUACAGGAGAGGAAAGACGAACUCAAAUCUAGUCAGAAAUUUCAGGAAAUGUUGAUUCCGUCAGAGAACAAUGAUCCCAAGUUUGAUCUUCCUCCGGAGAGCACGACGGCUUUUGAAGGGGAGGCAAUCAAGUUGGUGUGUCGCGUUUCUGGGACUGAGCCUAUUGAUGUGUUUUGGUAUCGUGCUGACGAUGAUGAAUUAAGAGAGAUCGAGGACUGUGAGAAGUACGAUGUCACGAAUGAGGGAAAUCGUCACACUGUCACCAUCUUCAACCCGUCCCACAGUGAUGCAGGGCAGUACAGCUGUGUGGCCCUCAGCGAGAGUGGAAGAUGCUGCCAGUACUUUGCCAUUCGUAUUAAAGAAAACACUCAGGAAUUAAAAGCGCCAGAAUUCAUGAGGGGGUUAGAGGAUAUUGAGGUCGUGGAAGGUCGAAGUGUAAAGUUCAGGUGUAAGAUCAAAGGUUACCCUCAGCCAAGAGUCACGUGGUACAAAGAUGGUCAGAGGAUUGCCAAGUCGCACAAAGACUACAAAGUUGAUAAGUUUGGAAAUCGAGAUUACAUCCUGGGUAUAGAGUACGCCACAUUAGACCAUGAUGCGGAGUACACGGUCAAGGCAACAAACCUGGCCGGAGAAUGCAAACAGUCUGCCCAACUGCUAGUGCUGGAAGAGAAAGAGGACCUGGAUGAGACAGAGGACAAAGUUCAGAGGUCAGCUUUGACUAUUUCUACCUCCAGUCAGAAGAGCAAGCUUCCGGCACAGAAAAACCGAACGAAGGAAAAUCAAGAGAUCGCAAAUCUCAGCCAGAAGAUGGAGAUGACGAGGAAUGACGUGUCAAAUGCUGCGGAGGAUAUGUUGUCAACUGCAGGAGAGCUCUCUAUGAUCCAUGCCGAGCUUGAUGCCAUGAACAGAGCCCUGGCAGACAUGGAGGAGGGACUUACUAACAACAACAACAACAUUGUUGGUUCUAACUCCACUAACCAUCAUUCUCUGCUUGGCAACACAUUCAGUCAUCAAGUCAUUGACGACUAUAAUGUAAUGAAAACAUCUGCAGGCAAUGUCCGGUCCAUGACAGCCACAGCGUUUAAUGUUAUCCAAUCAGCCGAAGAUGUGAUUCAGCAAGAGAGAGCCAAUCAGAACUUUGUGGAACGGAAAUCAUUACGGGAUGCUUACGUCAAACCAAGUUACGUUGACAGUCUCACAGUGGAUGUUAAAAUGAGAGGUGUUGAGCGUGAAGAAAGCAAGACAUCUGUUGACUCAGGUGUUUUCAGCAUCAUUGGCGACGAGCGAAAUGGAUUUCAGCGAACGUCAUCCGGUCGAUUUGAUUCUAAGAGGAUGAGUGAUUCGGGCAUUGUGGUGGCAGAUUCGGAAAUUUUAUCAGAAGGACCGCCCAGAAAACAAUUGGCGAAUGAAAAUUCUCGAAUGACGGAGGCCACCUCAAGACUUUCAACACACAAUCUGUUGUCUAGUACGCAGUCUCCGCCAGCCUUAAGGGAGGCAACUCCUGAAAAGGUGCAGGUGGUGAAAGGAGAGAAGAUUGUGAUUGGUCUGAAACCUGUGAGUGAUAAAUAUGGUCGUGAUUAUGUUGUAAAUCAGGAGGAAUCAGAGCAUUCGCGGAAAAGGUGGGAGGUGAAUUUGAACAGUUAUUCACCGAGGGCGGACAUCGUGAACAGGAAUCCCAUGGACACGGCAAACAACACGGAGGACAAGAUCUACAUGACGGCCGGCAAGGUUUACUCCCUGGAGGAGAAGAUCGGAAGUCUGGAGAAAAAGCUGAAAACUGCGGAGAAUAAGGUGGCUUCUGAUCGCCUGUCUGACUUGGAAGAUGAAGUUGCCAGAACUGUUGCACAGGUGGAACAGAGUGAACACGAGGUUCACCGUGUGGAAACUGUGGUCGCUCAGUUGAGGAAUAACGCACCAGCUGGACAGCAGAUCCCGAAACCAAGGUCUAGAGGGAUGAAGCAAUACGGAGAUAGCUCCAUCAGCAUAUCCGCUCAAAAGCCGGAGUCAUCGGGUGUGAGUGAGAAACGAAGUCUUGUAAGCGAGACAAAAGAGAGAGACGUGCCUCCGUGCCAGUCAGAAUACGAUGCACGUCAGUAUCAGCUGCCAUCUGUGAAUCGACUGAAGAACAUGUUCAGUAGUUCUGAUCGAGAUGAUGGCGGCGGAGAAUCUGCCUUCAGACGGGAUCCAAACCUCAAAGCCGUACAUAGCAUCACUGCCAGAAGUUUCAACAAACAACGACUGGCGGAAUUCCGUCAGAGAAAUCGGAGCUCAGAGUCCAGUGACGUUGAACCUCAGUUGGAGACGAUAAUGCACACAGCACCAUCUCAAGACACAAAUAGCAAAGGGAGAGAACUGGGUGCCAGGAGCAAGAAAUACCCAGCGCCUCAACCCCCUGUUGUGCAAACUUCUGCAGGCAAUCAGCAGACUGCCUCAAGUUUUGAAAGACGAGAGUCAUUCGACUCCAGCAGUGGAGCAAUUCCGAAAUCCCCCAUAAGUCCGAAGAUAAAAACGGGGUCCAUUAUGGCUCGUGCUGCAUUCUGGGACAAAAGAAUCCAAGAUGAAAUUGCCUCAGAUGAUUUGGUGACCGAUUCUUUCCCGUCAAUGCUGAGAGACCAAAGCCAAGUUGAUUUUUGAGCACGUUGGCAAAGAAUAAAUCCAAGACGUCACUGAAGGAUCAUGUGAUUACAGAAUAUCACAGGAAUUGAACUAUUCAUUGGGAAUGUUAAAUUUGAGCAAUGGAAAAUUAAAAUACAUUCAAUUCACUUGAGAGAAUAAUACAUGUUACAUUGGUCAAUGUUAUUUCAAGUGAUAUAAACUGUGGCACGAUUAAAAGUGCACAAAACUUUUUUGGCGAUGAUCCAAAUGACCUUAAGGAUUGCUAAUUAAGCUGUUCCUUUUUCACUUCAUGUGUUUGAAGGGAGAGAGAAAUUGCUUCAAAAUGGCAGUUAAGGAUUCCCGAGUGACAAUGAAAUGAUGGUCAUGUGACCCAUCCCCAGAUGGUUUAAUUACUGGUGUUAAUUGCCUAUCUUGUCUAUGUUUGUAGGUAUGUCUAACAUUAGAUAAGAGGAGGAAACAACUGUCAGAUUUUUUUGGGCAUUUUUUCGAACUCUGAUAAUGAUUUAAUAUUUUUUAGAUACUAGUAUAGCUCGAUUUUUCCAAUAUUGUGUAAAUGUCAAUUAUUUCUCCAAGCAUUAUGUGAUGGUAAUACAUGAUGAAUAAGCCUGAUACUUGGCAGCUGUGACUUGCAAAUUGCUUCAGAUUGCUUCAGAUUGCUUCAGAUUGCAUAUUUACAUCAUGAGGCAAAACCUUCAUGCCAUGUCUGGGUAGACUACUGCUGGCAUUAAUGGGGACCUGUCAAACACCCGGCAUCAGAACCUUGACGUCUUUUUAUAGGGGAGUUCAAACUUUUCUAUCGCUGAAGGUAAAAAAAAAAAUCUCCUACUGUGUCAUGUGACUUGUCAAAAAAAAAAUGCUAGGUAACUAUUGCAGGAUGAUAUUUACUAUAACAUGGGUGUCUGAAAAAAGUCUCGCAAAUUUUAAGUAAAGUGGACCUACGAUGGAGAAUUUUGAGGUGCUGAACGUUUGUGAACUUCAGAAGUUUCUACAAGAAAGGGGUGUCAUUUGUGACUCUGAAACACGGCGAGACAAGUGAUCGGUAAAUUAAUGUCUUCAUUGGUUGCCUAACAUUUUUCACAGGUCACAUGAUACUGAAAGACCCUUUUUACCUUCAGUGACAAAAGAGUUCAAAUUUGAAACUCCCCUAUUGAUGUGAAAUGAUACCUUUCCCAGCUCAUCAUGAUGACGUCACAUCAAAGACAGGACAAAGGUACAGUAGAAACUUAUACACUGUAAUGGUGUAGACGUUACGCUGUAAUCCAUUCUUGACGUAACAAUGGCUCGAGGUCAUUCUUCACACUCGUGCCACCUUACAGGAUUAACAAAUAUACUGCUUCCCCAAUUGCACCAGAAAUUUGCUUUUGAUGUUGCAGAAUUAAUGAAAAUGUCAUGAACCAGCAUGUUUAUGGAAAUCAUAUGUUAUUAAUGCUUCUGAAAAUCUCAUGCUAGUGGAUUUUUUCCCCCCACACAAUGCACUGGGCAUACUAUAUGAAUAUGUAAAUUAGCCUCACACUCAUGUCUAAAAUGAGGCCCUGUAACAAGCAUAAUUAUUUUUCAUUUUUAUUAUUCAUGUGUAACUAAAACGGUUGACUUUCUGGGGGAAAUCCACCAUAUCCACCAUUUUUUCACAUAAAUACAUAAAUUUUUUUUUUCAAAAUUAAUACAUGUAUUCUUGUGUUAAUUACUGGCAGUUAAAAGUGCAGCUGAAUUAAAUUUUUGUCUUCGUUAUAAUACUCAAAUAACAAUUUAAAAUGUUGCUAUUAAACAACCAAUAACAACAUGAUCUACUUCAGUUUUUUUCCUUAUUUUUAAUUAUUUUCUUUGUUGUUUUCUUUUCCUGUGAAUAACUUUUAUACAAAAGUGCACUGUAACUUCAUUUUCUAAAACAAGUAAAUUCACCGUUUCUGAUUAACUCAAGAUAAUGCGAGUAACAAACAGAAAGAAUAAUGAUUUUGCAAUCAAAAUGUCUUGUAUCAAUGGUUUCAGGAGCAAGAGUUAGAUUUACAUUCCACUUGCAAGUGUUACAAAAUCAUAAAUUUCAUAAAACUUGGAUAUCUGGUUCUAGAUAUUGUUUCGAUGUAAUAUUUAUAUUUAUGUAGUAGUUUUUGUUAACUGGACUGUUUCCUGCAGAGAAUCUAUAGACCAGCUGUGCCAUUUUUGAUGCCGUGUUGUAAAUAUCUCAGGCAGCAGAUCUAAAACUCUACAUAUAUAUAUUUUUUUUUUCUGAUUUGUGGGCGUCAAAUUCAUGCAAGGUGAAAUCACAACCUGUUUCUUUUUUUUUAUCUCGCACUUAGUUGUUAAAUAAUAUUUGUUCUGAAUGUACUUUCAUUAGAACUGAAGACUGUAAAGUUAACGGAAGUUGCAAAUUUACUGAUUUUCAUACUUAUGUUAUAUUUCAUACUUAAGCAUUUAUGUAUAUAUAUUUUUUUGGCUGUUCCUUUCAAUUGUAGACCUCAAAAGGUAAUAAAACUUUGAUACA